GCAGGAUGGACGCCUCACAUGUUGUCGUGCGACUGCAACAGUCCAAGGGCCUCCAGGAUGCCUUUCGUGUUCAUCUGCUCCCCGAGAGUCUGACCGAUGCUGGACUCAAGCUCAACGAUCUGUGCCACAUCAUCAGCGAGGACGGAAAUACCACCGGCUAUGGCAUUGCCUGGAGAGCAGAAGACAAAAUGGGCAGCAGACCCAAACUGCGACCGGCCAAGAUGUCGGAGACGUUUCGAGACCUCUACGACUUCAAAGAUGGCUCCAAAGUGCGAGUCACACGCACUGAAACGAAGCUGUAUCCCGCCGACAAGAUCGUCCUUUACGACGUCACGCCUGAAGGGCAUAACAAGCCCGAUGCGGUGGACGAGACCAAUUGGGAGUGGAGAAUCGGCUCCUUGUUUGAGGAGUCUGACGCAUUGGCUCCUGGUGUUUCUUUUGAAGUUGUGGGCGCCAAAAAGUUUCGACGACGUUUUCACGUGGAAUCUAUCGAAUCUGCCAUUGCUCCGACCAUAGAUGCCAACUGCUUAUAUCGUGUUAGAAGAGGAACCGUGAUUACUUUGCCUGGCGGCACCAGCACCAGACCCAAUACGGCGAGCAGUGUUGGCCAGUUUUCCACCAGCGGCAUCAAUCACGCCGUCCAGCUCCCUGGCCGCAAUGGAGACACGGCCCCUUUCCACGGACACACUCGCCAUGGAAUUGAUACACAUCGAAUUGGUGGCCUGCUUGAACAGAUCCAACGACUGAAUAGGCAGAUCAGACGUCUUCUCGAUACUGCUUUUGAUAUCAACUACUUUGGUUCUGGAAUUGCCAAUCCUGCCGUGUUGCUCCACGGCUAUCAAGGCUGUGGCAAAACCACAUUGCUCGAUGCUAUUGCCGAAAGUGGCUUCCGCAAAGUCUUUCGUCUCAAGCGUCAAGUCUUGGUCAGCGGCACCCUCAGCAAAGGACGAACAGAAAUACAAGACACGUUCCAAGAAGCCGUUCUACCUGCCAAUCAACCAUCCCUCAUUGUGAUUGACGACCUGGACAAGCUCGCAUCCGCCGAUGACGACAAGUUCUCCGACACGCUCCUCGAACAGAUCAAACAGGCGAGAAGCAGCCGAGUGAUGAUUGUCGCUGCAUGCAGGUCUCUUGCGAGUCUUCCCGACACGCUCGUCCGAGCCGACGGCUUCUCCAAGCAUAUCGAGAUCCCCAUUCCGGAUGUCACUGCUCGUCAACAGAUCUCAGACGUGCUGUGUCAGAAGCUGGAUCUCGUCAAGAGCAACAUACCGCAGCAGAUCGCGUCGCGGACACAUGGUUUCACGGGCGAUGAUCUGAAACAGCUGUACAUCCAAGCUGUAGAAUGUGCUCUCGAUCGUGCGGAGCGACACUCUGCAGACCGAGACUCAGACAUUCUGCCCGGACUUCCCACCUACAGUGAAGCCAAUGGUCUUUCCGAAAGUGCUUUCCAUCCCAGCAGUACCACCGCUGUAUAUGACAUCAAACUAGAAGAUUUCGACCGAGCCCUAACGAGUAUCGUCCCUACAGCUCUGCGCGAAGUCUUCACCGACAAGCCCAAAGUCAAAUGGAGCGACAUAGGCGGCUCAGACAAAGUCCGAGAUUCCUUCGACCACAUCAUCGGCCAACAACAACAACACAAAGCGCUCUUUGCCGAAUUCCGCCGCAAACCCGAAAAAGGUGUCCUCCUCUACGGACCACCAGGAUGUUCCAAAACCUUGACCGCCCAAGCCGUAGCGACGAGUUACAAAUUCAAUUUCAUCUCCAUCAAAGGCGCCGAACUCAUCAGUAAAUACGUCGGCGACUCGGAAGCUCGCGUGCGCGAAGUCUUUCAAAAAGCCAAAACUGCCGCUCCUUGCGUCAUCUUCUUCGACGAAAUCGAUGCUAUUGCCGCCUCUCGCGACGAGGGCAGCCAGAGUGGUUUGAAUGUGUUGACUACACUCUUGACGGAAAUGGAUGGGUUCGAGGCAUUGAAGGAUGUGUUUAUCCUCGCGGCCACGAAUAAACCCGAAGCGCUCGAUCCUGCUUUGAUGAGACCGGGUCGCUUCGACUCGCAUGUAUACCUGGGCCCUCCCAACAUUGCGGCGCGACAGGACAUUUUCCGCAUUGCUUGCGAUGGCGUCCCGCUGGCCGAGUCGGUGAAAUUCGCCAGUUUGGCGGGACUGACAGAUGGAUAUUCGGGUGCAGAAAUUGUCAGAAUUUGUGAUGUGGCCAAGGACCUGACCAUGAGGAGAAUCGGCUUGGCAGAGCCGGGCUCACGUCACAUUACCAUGGACGAGUUCAAGGCCGCCAUUCGUGAGGUGAAAAAGGGCAUUACCAAGGAGAUGCUGGAUGCGUAUGCAAAGUUUGCUACUCGUGGCGACGCUGUAUAAUCUCUAGGUGGUGCUCUCUGCGUCUUCGCAGGCCACGCCGCUACACUCGUAGGUUGCGCAGAGGUCUUUCAUCCUAUGCGAAAACUUCGUCUUCCAAUCCCACCCUGUCGAUAUUCUUACAACCAAAGUACCCGCUUGAACGCUGCAAAUCUUGAAAUCUAAUCCAUAAACAAUCACAGCCAUGUGAUCUAUUGCAUAACCGCCUUGCAUGCUACAGCCUCUGCUGUCAUUGGCCAUGACUCAGCGGUCGCAAAGGAGCGCAGCCAUAUGCGGGACUACUGGACGACCGAUAGCUCAGCUGCAAGUCUUCGAGUCCGAGCCACUAAUUUAGUUGCGUGCUGCUUUCUCAACAAUCCCUCAACUUCUUUCGACAACUCGCGUUGCGAAAGGUGUUCUCUCGUCCAUGGUAGAGUAUCCAGAAUCGUCCCCCUCCUGCACUCGGAUUCGAACAAUCGAGAGUCUUGACUCUCGGUGUCGUGGGUUUUCGGGUAGAAACGGCACGACGCCAUCAACAUGGUGGUGCUCGCCACUCUUUUUCCUGUUAAUGAAGAACGCCUGCAAUGUACCAAUCAGAGCAACAAGUGCUGAUGCCCACCAGGCAAUUGCCGUGAGCUCCAUUUUCAUGCCGGUACUGUAAAGGAGUCCUGCGAUUGGCGAUGCCACACAUCUGGCCCCAGCGCCAACAGAUGCUGCUAGUCCGUUGAUCUUCCCGAAGCAACGAGGGCUUGGCGAAGCUUCCUUGAUCAAGAUAAGCAGCACCGGGAAUGCGAUAAUGGAAAAGAAGUUCCGCACGGCCAGAGCACCAUAAAUGCCGGGGUAAAGCCAGUUCUCUGGGAGUAGGGCCAGGUAUGGAACGAUAAAGUAUGCGAUGGGAUGUCCGAUUGCAGUCAUCAGGAAUGCUCGCCAAGCUCCAAGCCAGCUGACUACCAAAGGAAAGAUCAGAGCCUGAACAACAAGCGCUAUGAUGCCAUUGAAGCUCAUGAUGACACCGGUAUCUCGCACACUCAGGCCAAGACCACCAGCAAGAGCAUUGUGUCGUGAGGCGACUGGAGCGAUAAUCGCUCUCAUGAUUCGACCACCAGAGGGCACGCGCUCAUCUUGGAAGAAGAUCGGCAUCAGAUGAUCGUAUGUCAUGGAGUGAUAUGUGAAUAUGCCCAGAGCCACAGUCAGCAAUAUGACGCGCUUAGUGAAGACCUUCGAAUCGUCUGUCCGACUGUGCUGACUUGGCGUUCGACUCGUCCCGUCUGGUUUCAGGUCCCACUCUUCUUCUACUGCUUCCUCAUCAACGGCAUUGAAAGUGCCGUAGCUUUCGUGGGUGAGAGUAGCACCCGACGUGGUCAAACCUGCCUGAGCGGGCAACAUUGGUGUCUCGGCACUUGAUUCCUGUAGCUGCUGGGGCGUACUCCAUGGUUGCAUGUCCGGAUGAGUCUCGACCAGCAGAAAGUAACCAGCGAUGACUGACACCAGCAUCAGUGCAGAGCAGAUCAGGUUUGGCAGUAGGUACGGGAACUUGUCGAAUAUGCCGCCUUUGUGGAAGAACUGUGGGUAGGUUUCGACAGGCUCUGCAAAGACACCUCCGAUCGAUGGUCCUAAUAUCGUUCCGACACUCCAAACAAACGGCAUUACGGCGUAAGCUUUCGGUUCGUGCUUUGGAUUGACCACAAUCUCUCCCACCAUGGUUUGUAUGACACCAACGUUACCAUUCAAUGCACCUGCGAGGCAGCGGCCAAGCAAAGCAAUCCAGAAGUUGGGUGCAAAGCCUACCACGAGCAGAGAAGCGAUGGUACCGAUGCAUCCCAUAAGGACAACUGGUUUGCGGCCAUACCUAUCACUCACACCACCCCAGAAGUAGCAGAAGAGAGUUUCGGUGAGAGACAUUGCCGAGAUGAGGAUCCCGGCGUAAAAGGACGCAUUGCUCUUGUCUCCAACAUUGAAGUGGAGAACGAGUUUCCAUGCCCAAGGGAAUAUCGAUGUGAUGGCGAUUGGCUCUGAGAGUCGUACCAAUGCCAGGAGAAACAGUUGUGUAGUGGGAAACUUGUUGGGGUCUCGAAGAGAGGCGGUUCUUGUUUGUGUUAACACCAUACUGCAAGGAAUGACUCCGAUCUUACGUCGACCCUCGCACACUGCCGACACCAGCCGACACCAACAGCGCGUUGGUGCAGAAGUGUUGUGUAUUUGGAUUCCGUGACAACACGAUCGCCGGGUAUGCUCUUCGUCGCUGAUGAUGAUCGAGGGCGGAAGGCAAUCACCCAGAUGGCUGGUGUGAGAGAUGUGGAGAUGUCUUGGAUCGAGUGGAGGUGGCUGUGGAAGCGGAGGUGGUAGUGGGAGUGGUAGUGAGAUUGGAGUUGGAAGUGAAGGUGGAGGUGGAAGUAAGAAGAAGGCGGCGGUCACUGCGGAAACCGAAGAGAAAGCGAGUGGAAGAGAGAGAGAGAGAGAUAAAACUGCCUCAGCCCGCGUUCGUGAGAGCUCUAGAAUAGUCCUAGCGCAUGUGGGGGGUCUUGCUCUGUCUUGGCUCCAUUCAUUCGUUCGGACUUGCCACUCACUCUUCACGAGACGGGAAGGUACGAUGCAGCACUAAGGUACCUCCUACCUCCUUCCCACAUAUGUACUUUUGAAACAAUGACACAAAUGAGAAC
Messenger RNA from Sphaerulina musiva SO2202, 5005 nucleotides. RefSeq names its product AAA-domain-containing protein. NCBI's taxonomy places the organism in Eukaryota, Fungi, Ascomycota, Dothideomycetes, Mycosphaerellales, Mycosphaerellaceae. The transcript has 5 exons. The record is from RefSeq and is a predicted model, not a curated record. Gene Ontology annotation, molecular function: ATP hydrolysis activity; ATP binding. The coding region runs from base 6 to 2369 and encodes 787 amino acids. Gene Ontology annotation, cellular component: cytoplasm.